Molecule: messenger RNA, 3538 nt
Organism: Coturnix japonica (Japanese quail)
Lineage: Eukaryota; Metazoa; Chordata; Aves; Galliformes; Phasianidae
Gene: TFPI
Product: tissue factor pathway inhibitor
Biological process (GO): negative regulation of peptidase activity
Cellular component (GO): extracellular region
Molecular function (GO): serine-type endopeptidase inhibitor activity
Source: RefSeq, a predicted model, not a curated record
CCAAGCUAUUAACAUGAAGACAUGUUUUGUUACCAUGGAGCAAUGUGGAUUUUCGGCUUGGAAAUUAGAGCUGUAUGGAGUCCAUAAGCAGAGGAUUAGUGGUUAUUGCUAAAUUGAAAAAUUGCCUGCAGAGGAACAGCCCUGUUUUGCACUCAGCACAUGGAGGAGAAGCUUUUUCUGUAAUAUAGAGAAUGGAGCAGCUGGCCUGCAGAAGGAAGUUGAGGAGCCACCUGUGUGUGGUGUUCAGGUAUCAAGGGCUUUACAUGUAAUUCAAACUCAUUACUUUGCUCUGGAGAUCCAGUGAAACAGUCUAAUUCAGCAAAUGUGGAUGGAGACUUCAACUCUUGAUCAAGUUUCACUACAUUCUCACAAAAUUAGUACCAAAAGGAAAUCUGAUGGGAAGUGCGUUGAACUCUGUAUAUUAGUUGAAGUCACUUCUCUGCCAAAGAAUGGAGCUGCUGACUGCAGCUGGAAAUCCUGUGAAGCUGCCAGUACUUCAUGGUUUCUGCGCAAAGCUGUUAAUUGGUCCAGCCUGUGACUUAGUGAAUCACCUCUGAACUUCAUCUUCUGUGCUAGGUAGCAUGAACUUUGCUGAAGAUGGAUUGGUGUUCUGUUACCUGAGAAACACUGAUUGUCCUUGGCUUCAAGGAGAGUAUGAGCACAGGACAGACAAUUGUUCUCUGCCUUCUAGGAGUUACAGUUGCCAUGUCAAUAAUCCUCUGCCUCUGUAAUCUUCAACUCAGACUGGUGACACAAAUUCCAGAUGACCACUGCUCUGGUACUCUUCAGCUCUGAGGAAAAUGAAAGGAAGAAAGAGAGGAUGGUUCUUAGCUUUCUCCUUUAUCCUGCUGUUUGUCUAUAUCACUGGACAUGCAACUGAUGACUCUGAUGAUGGAGAAGAAGAGGAUGUUCUGGGUGUUCCUUUACCACCACUGAAACUGGGACAUUCAGACUGUGCCCUGAAAGCAGACGAAGGUCCAUGCAAAGCAAUCCACAUGCGCUUUUACUUCAAUAUUCGAAGCCGUGAGUGUGAAAUAUUUGAGUAUGGUGGAUGCCAAGGCAAUGCUAACAACUUUCUAACUCUGGAAGAAUGUCAGAACAAAUGUGUGGUAACAGAAUUGCCUCUGGAGGUGAUGAUAGCAAAAAUUGGAAGAGAAAAACCCAACCUCUGUUAUCAUGACAAAGACCCUGGAAUCUGCCGAGGAUUUUUUUCCAGGUAUUUCUAUAACAAAGAGACAAAAAAAUGUGAACUAUUCAUGUAUGGUGGGUGCCUAGGAAACCGGAACAACUUCAGGAGUUUGGAAGAAUGCCAGGCUACCUGCCAAGGCAACCCAAAGUUAAUGCCAGUUGUUCCAAAUGAAGAACGUCCUACCCAUAUGAACAGUAGCUCCCCAGAGGAAGAACCCAAUCAGCUUCCUGGGAUUUUUGUAAAUUUGUCGCCAACUGCUCCAAAUGAGGAGGAGUCCCAUACUGUGAACAGUAGUUACCCACAGCAAGAGCGCAAGAAGUUUCCUAGCUCUUUUGAACCACCUCCUAUCCCCUCUUUAUGCCUGACUCCUAUGGAUAAAGGACUUUGUAGAGCAAAAGAGACAAGGUUUUUCUACAACUAUUCAACUGGAAGAUGUCGUCCGUUUACCUACAGUGGUUGUGGUGGGAAUGAAAAUAAUUUCACUUCCAGGAAGUCAUGUUUAAGAAUCUGCAGGAAAGGAUUCAUUAAAAGAGAAGAUGGAAGAAGAUUAAUAAGAAUCAAGAAAAAAAAGAAACAGUCACGAAAGACCAAGGGGGAGGGAAUCAUCCACGGAAGAAUACAGCUUUAAUUUUUAUGGAAAUGGGAAGUAAACUGUUACUUUACCUGUGAAUGAAAGCCUUUAGAAUGCACCACUUAAAUAUAUUUUUACUGUACGGAUUAUUUUGAUUGCAUAUUAUUAAGCUGUUUAUAUUUUUAUUCUGUUUGCCUCAUUUGUGUUAAUAAACAUUACCUUGUUCUUUGGAAAAGAGCUCUUAAAAUGUAGUUUGACAAUAUAAUUACUAGAGCUGAAACAGGAUGUAAUAGGCUAUGUGGGUGUAGAACUCAAGAUUAGAAUGUAGGAAAGGUUCCAGUUUACUUUAUUUCCCCAUUCUUUUCUGAAAUCUAUUUUGAUCUUAAAAACAAGAGAAAAGCAAGCAUAAGACUUAUCAGAGAGUAAUCACUUGUCAUACACUAUUAUCUCAGUCCUGUAGAUUGAGACAGAUCUAUUGCUUAAAGGCAGAAAUAAAAACUCAGUUUGUUUUUAAUCAGAUUUAUUUUAGGUUAUGCAAGACAGAUGUAACUCCAUUGAAGUGCACAGAAUUACACUAAUGUGCGAUGAAUGUGAAUUGGAAUUAACUCAGUGAAACCAUUAAGAGAGAAUUGCAAUUUUGAGUGUAUGAAGCAAUGUAACUGAUAUUUAUAAGAAUUUAAAAUAUAUUUGCUAGGUUCACUGAUGUUGUCCUUGUUAAUGAAGUAGACUCGUGGCUAGUGAGUUAAUGAUUUGCAGAAAUAAAUGUUCUUAUUAUAAAAAAAGAAAGAACAAUCCCAGUUCAUGGAUGAGGAAAUCAAUACAUUUGCUUUGGACAUAAUAGUACAUAUGCUUGCCAGAAGACUUUAUUGGUGUGAGGGUUCUUUUGUUUGUGUUUUUGUUGGUUGGUAGCUUUUUGUUGUCCUUGUUGUGGUAGGCUUUGCUUGUUUGUUUUUAGACGGACAUGAGACUGUCAUUCAGUUCCUGCCCUUCUGCAAUACACCUCUCUCAUCUUGGGUAAGCCUGCCAAGAUUUUUUUUUAAGGAGGGAAAACAUAGUUGUUUCCUAGAAAGGUUUUCAGAAGUACCCUGCAGCCUUCCUUAAUACUGAAAAUCUUUUUUAAUGUAUCUUGAUCAGUUUUAAUGUAUCUUGUAUCAGUUUCUCUUUGGACUGAAGACUACUGAGGAUACUGAAACCAUUAUUUGUGAGAGGUAACAUGAAAAUAAUUAUCUGAAAUAGAUGUGAUAGUCUCAGACACUACAGUGAGGAGCAAGGUAAACAAGAUAGAACAUAAAUGUUCUGCUGGGCUAACCUUCUUUUGCUUGAGCUCUCUGAAAUAUGUGUGGUUUCAGAAAAUGUGUGUUUUUAUGUACCUGGUGAAAUUCAAACUAACUCCUCAAAGAGGAUAAGCUUGACUGCUGAAGAUGAAAGUAGCUUUGCAUUUUGAAUCUAGGGGGCUAAAUAACAGCCACAGAUUUUUACAAAGAAAUUCUUAUUUCUGGUGCCCAAAUCCCAUAAUGGCUCUUAAUCUAGGUUUUAUCAAGUAUGAUUGGAUCUUUCUUAAAGUGUUCUCAAUGAGAUAAUAGAUACGCCCCAUCUCAGAAGGUGUUCAAGGCCUGCAUAAUCUAGUAGAUGUCCCUGCUCAUGACAAGGGGUCGGAACUGGAUGACUUUUCAUGUCUCCUCUGCUCCAAACCAUUCUGUUAUUCUAUGAUUUUGAAGAUAAAUGUGUAAAAAAGAACUGAUGUUUUUGUAAAUAUAUGGUGUUAUAAUCAUGUGUCA